Molecule: messenger RNA, 2103 nt
Organism: Parascedosporium putredinis
Lineage: Eukaryota; Fungi; Ascomycota; Sordariomycetes; Microascales; Microascaceae
Source: the annotation of a GenBank genome assembly
AUGAUUCGCCAAAGAAGAAGCUCACAAAAGCCAGGAGACGAUCUCCUCGCCAACUUCAGGCAACAGUUUCCAGAAGUCGCCACAACAGGGACAAUACCGACGAACGGCGCCCCGGCCGGCCUGGCGGCGGGCCCGGAGCUGGCGAGAACGGCCAUCACGAUAGGUGCCUACUACACGCCAACCCCGGGCGGAACCAACACCAUCUACCACCCUCAAGCUGGCGAUUUGCACACUCCCACCCUCGGAUUAGGGAUGGGCUUGAACACGCCUCUCUCGCUCUCAACCUCCGAGGCUACCAUGCAUAACCCGGCAGCCAUGAUGGAUUUGAACCAUUUCCAAAACAUGCAAAUGGGACAGUUCAAUGACGGCGACGACAAGAUGGGUGCGAUAAAUGGCGGCUAUCACUCCAUUUCACCCGUAGACAUGGACGGUCGACCUCAAUACAACGGAAUGCAUAUGUCGGCCCCUCUCCCCUCGUCUGCCGAGAAGUUCCGGUUCCACGCGACCCUUAACGCGCCCACGGCCAUGAUUAAGCAUACAGACGAAAUUCCCAUCACCUACCUCAACAAAGGCCAAGCCUACUCUCUUUGUAUCACAGACACGGGCGCCAACCUCCCCAUAGUGCCGGGCACUCGUUACCGAACAUUUGUUCGAGUCUCGUUUGAGGAUGAGCAGCAGCGUCAGAGGCCUGCUGCUUGCUGGAGCCUGUGGAAAGAAGGUAGGGGCACCAACGAAGCUCACCAACGAGGGGGAAAACUUCAGGCGGUCGAGUUCAUUGAAGCCCGAGACCCCGGUGAAGGUGACGAUAAGCGCACCCGGGUCGAGCUCGAGACCUCGUCUUUCGAUGGCUUCUCCGUCAUCUGGACACCCGGCAUCCACGGAACGGCGGAGGUUAGCAUUGCUGUGCGGUUCAAUUUCCUUUCUACCGAUUUCAGCCAUUCCAAGGGUGUCAAGGGCAUCCCAGUAAGGCUGUGCGCUAAAACGAGCCCUUACCCCAUCGAUACGUCGAAACCGCCUCCAAAUGACGGCUCGGUCGAGGUUUGCUUCUGCAAAGCCAAGCUCUUCCGUGAUCACGGAGCGGAGAGGAAGCUGUCCAACGAUAUUGCUCACGUCAAGAAGACGAUUGACAAGCUCAAGCAGCAGAUUUCUCAGGUCGAGAGCGGGAUGAAGGACUUUGGCAAGAGGAAGCGGACUGGCGGCGGCGCGAACAAGAUUGACCCGCAGCGACCGGGCAAGGUUCAGAAGCACAAGAGAACUUGGUCCAUGUCUUCCACGAGCUCGGUAAACGGGGCAAGCAAGCCGCCUGCCGAAGACGACUGGCAUGUCAAGCUCCAGACGCUACAGGACAUGUUUACCAGCACGCGGCCCAUCAGCAUUCUCUUCCUCCGCGGCGAGGAGCUCGACGACCCUGACCUGCAUCCAGUGGCCCUGCCCGGCGAUCCGGACUUUUCCAAGUUUGAGGAUAGGAACAGUGCCGUUUGGCAGGCUCGGAGCGGUCGAAGCUCGGUUACGAGCUCCUCUCUCGUGUCGCCCUCCACCAGAUCACCCUCUCUAGCUUCCCAAGUAUCAACAACGGGCAUGGGUCAGUGGAGCGUUGACGGUAACGAAAAUGACCGGGCGGCUUCGGACAAGUUCAUGAUCAAGAAGAACGGUUACAGUUCAGGAAAUCUUAGUGGCUGGAUCGAGACCCUCGGAGUGGAUCCCAGCUACAGACCUCCUGUUGAAAGAGAAGUAGGGCCCGUAGCCUGCUUCUACGUACGGCGCCAGGAGAACAGGGCACAGAGCAAGCCCAGCCUAUAUCGGGCGGUCUACCUAAUGAAGCGCACCCAAGACGAGCUCAAGAACCAAAUCGGAUCGAAAUGGGAUAUGGAGCCUUCCAAGAUCCAAAGAAUGAUUCGUGUCACACCGAGCGGCGUCGAAGUCGAGAUUGACGAUGACGUGAUCAGCGAGGUCGACGAAGGCCAAGACAUGAUUAUGGAGGUGACUGAGCUCGACAACGGUGCGCCGGUAAAGACGGAAUGGGAGAUGAUGAUUGAUACAGGCGACAACGACACCGAUGGAAUGCCUAAGCAGAGGGGCUACGAACUCAGAUUCCACUUCUGA